AUGAAGGCUGAUCAACCUGGAUCUUCCGUUCCUCAGUCUGUCAUGGACCAAAUCCUUGCAAAACUGUCUCCAAAAGACGGCAAAGCGGGUGGUUCAGCUUGCGACCCGGCCACCAAACCUAUGGAUACCCAGCCCCGUUUGGCAAGACAGCCAUCUGGAGAAAAUGGAACUUCUCAUGUAAACCAUGCGGAGUUAACUCCUGCAAUUGAAGGCCACAUCCCGCUUGCCUCUACUAACCAGCCAAACUUGACCGUUUGGCAAAAUACUGUGAACACUGGAAAAGUAAUGGAUACUCAGGAGAUGUUUCGCUUACAGCAAGAAUUGGAAGCUGCGAAUUCUCGUAUUGCUCUACAAGAGCAAGAGCUUGCUCAGACCCGUGUUAUCAAACAAACCCUGGAUCAAGCUAUGGGACCUCCAUCUGAAGUUGACUUUGGCGGACGUGAGAUCACCGAGCAGACAAUCAGCAGCCUGCAGAACGCCUUCAAUGCGUCCACCCGCCAGUUCAAUCAACGCCAAGAGCAAUGGGCUAUGCAAGAUGACGCUCACUCUGACAUCUCAGAGGCUGUCUCUGCAGGAGGCUAUAAUAGAGCUCGUGGCAUAUGGAAUGCUCAAUCUCAACCACCAGUGAAUAACUUUGGCAAUGCUGACAAGAUCAGCCGUGACUUCAUGUUGCAUGAAUCGAGUAUUAGCAGUGAUACUGCCCGCAGUUGGGGAACUCGCCCUAGUCAACCGGGAUGUAACCCCCAUACUGGAUUUUCUAUUAAUCAACGUAUGUUUCCAGGACAUUCAAGCCCACCAUAUGGGUUUGAUAACCGAUAUUUGACAGAACCAGCCCCUCAAAUUCAGGCACAUGGUGGCCGACGGUCCACUCAAGUUAGUCGUGGAUCUUCGUGCUUCCCUCCGCAGACCUCGCCAUGGGGUACAUUUUCCCCAUCCUUGACUCCAGCCAAUUCUAUCCCUAGGCCAGCUAGCCAGCAACAGGCCGCAAAUUUUCAGCCACAGACUACCUAUCCGGCUGUAAACACGUAUCAGCCCCGCCCAAUUGGCACACCACUAUCACCAAUGGCAGCUGAGUUUACUGGUUACCCAGCUACCCCUGCAUCCUGGGCACCUUCUGUAAGCACUGAAAAUACCGUUACGAGCUUCAAUUUCAGAGCUGACUUUGCUUUUAGGCCACUUCCGGAGCUGCUUCCACUUAUGUUUCUCCACUUGAACCAUUGA
This is a messenger RNA of Trichophyton rubrum CBS 118892, 1221 nucleotides long. RefSeq lists its product as uncharacterized. The record is from RefSeq and is a predicted model, not a curated record. The transcript has a single exon. Lineage: Eukaryota; Fungi; Ascomycota; Eurotiomycetes; Onygenales; Arthrodermataceae. The coding region runs from base 1 to 1221 and encodes 406 amino acids.